GGGCACUCGCCCCUCCCGCCCCACUUUGGAGCACAAGCCCCGGGACUCCCGAAAGCCCAACAGCGCUCCAGAUGCUGAUUGGCUAGAGAGUUCUUAAGUAUUCAUGAGGGGGCGGGCUGAGCAGGGCUGCCCUUUGUUAACCAGGGAGGGCGCGGCCGCGGGCAUUCUCGCUGGGGGUCUCACCGGGCACUGUCGCCUUGUCAGCUUUCGGUCGAAAUGUCCUACAUCCCGGGCCAGCCUGUCACCGCCGUAGUGCAAAGAGUUGAAAUUCAUAAGUUGCGUCAAGGUGAGAACUUAAUCCUGGGCUUCAGUAUUGGAGGUGGGAUCGACCAGGACCCUUCCCAGAAUCCCUUCUCAGAAGAUAAAACGGACAAGGGUAUUUACGUCACACGAGUAUCUGAGGGAGGUCCUGCUGAAAUUGCUGGGCUGCAGAUUGGAGACAAGAUCAUGCAGGUGAACGGCUGGGACAUGACCAUGGUCACUCAUGACCAAGCUCGGAAGCGGCUCACCAAACGCUCGGAGGAGGUGGUCCGCCUGCUGGUAACUCGACAGUCUCUGCAGAAGGCCGUACAGCAGUCCAUGCUAUCUUAGCAGUCAGUGACAGUCUAGACUUGUGCCCGCUGACCUUUUUGUACAGUGAGAACACAUCCACGCUCUGUCUGUAUCUAAUUCUGGCUUCUGCUGUGUGCUGGGCCCCAGCUCUGAGGGGUAACAGCUGAUCCCAAAGGUCCAAGCCAACCUUCUUACCCCUCAAUUCCCCAGUCCAAGUCAUGGGACCAGAUCUCUCUCUUGGAUACUGAGGAUUGGAGAUAAGGGGCUGGAAUAGUAUUCAGUCUUCAGUAACCAUAGGCCCAUCCAGAGACCUGCUGGGGGUUUGGCCACAGCAGGGGCUAGGCAGUCAGGAAACACCUCUGAGAGAUGCCAAAGCUUGGAAGUGCCAAGUAGGGCCCUUUUCUUCCAGUUUGCUCUGGUUGAAGGGCUUGGCCCUGCCCUGUCACCUCCUCAGUGCCUCUCCCUAUGCUUCCUCCAUCAUGGUGCCCAGCCUGGGGCUGGACCCACAUAUGCCAGACAGAAUGAAGGCCACCUGGAUGAAGAGGGCAGGCUCCCACUCCCUUCAGUCCCCUAAUGGGUGCUGGCCUCCCUACAAGUUCCAAGACUGACAUUUCAAGGCAGCUCUCAGGAUUGCCAGUUUUCUCUACACCUGUGAGUUUAGCUUUUGUAUUUUUUAAGUCACAACUUUGAUACAAAAGUGUUUUUAUCUUACUGUUUGGAAAAGCCAAUUCUCCUUUUGAAUUUAGCUUACUAAUUCACACACCUGGAAGCAGCAACUUGUAGCAUGUGACCAAGCCAGUUGGUUACUAUGGAAAUGGGGCAGUAUGAUGCUACCCCAUGUUCAACACUUGUGUCCAAUAAACAACGCUGGAAUUUA
Molecule: messenger RNA, 1429 nt
Organism: Grammomys surdaster
Lineage: Eukaryota; Metazoa; Chordata; Mammalia; Rodentia; Muridae
Gene: Tax1bp3
Product: Tax1 binding protein 3
Exons: 4
Coding region: 217-591 (124 amino acids)
Biological process (GO): neurotransmitter receptor transport, endosome to postsynaptic membrane; neurotransmitter receptor transport postsynaptic membrane to endosome
Cellular component (GO): postsynaptic density; adherens junction; postsynaptic membrane
Molecular function (GO): protein binding
Source: RefSeq, a predicted model, not a curated record